AUGACUAACAGUUUAUGCAGAAAGGCUUAUGCAAGCAAAGAGCUGGAGGAGCAGUUGCGGUCUGUGUCCAGUGUAGAUGAACUCAUGACUGUGCUCUACCCAGAAUAUUGGAAAAUGUACAAGUGCCAGUUAAGAAAAGGAAGCUGGCAGCAAAGUAAAGAACAGCCCAACAUCAAUACCAGGACAGAAGAGACAAUCAGAUUUGCUGCAGCACAUUAUAAUGCAGAGAUCUUGAAAAGUAUUGAUAAUGAGUGGAGAAAAACUCAAUGCAUGCCACGUGAGGUGUGUAUAGAUGUGGGGAAGGAGUUUGGAGCAGCCACAAACACCUUCUUUAAACCUCCAUGUGUGUCCGUCUACAGAUGUGGAGGCUGCUGCAACAGUGAGGGGUUACAGUGCAUGAACAUCAGCACGGCCUACCUCAGCAAGACGUUGUUUGAAAUUACCGUGCCUCUUUCUCAAGGCCCCAAACCAGUAACAAUUGCUUUUGCCAAUCACACAUCCUGCCGCUGUAUGUCUAAACUGGAUGUUUACAGACAAGUUCAUUCAAUUAUUAGACGUUCCCUGCCAGCAAACCUACCGCAAUGCCAAAGUGCUAACAAGACUUGCCCCACCAAUUACAUGUGGAAUCAUCGCAUUUGCAGAUGCCUGGCUCAGCAAGAUUUUCUUUUCUCCUCGGAAACUGGAGAUGACUUGUCAGAUGGAUUUCAUGAUGUCUGUGGACCCAACAAGGAAUUGGAUGAAGAAACAUGUCAGUGUGUCUGCAGAGGGGGACUCCAGCCAUCCAGCUGUGGACCUCACAAAGUACUGGACAGAAACACAUGCCAGUGCGUCUGUAAAAACGAACUUUUCCCCAGUUCAUGUGGGGCCAACAGAGAAUUUGAUGAAAACACAUGCCAGUGUGUAUGUAAAAGAACCUGCCCCAAAAAUCAACCCCUAAACCCUGGGAAUUGUGCCUGUGAAUGUACAGAAAGUCCCCAGAAAUGCCUAUUAAAAGGAAAAAAGUUUUAUCAUCAAACAUGCAGCUGUUACAGAAGACCCUGUCCAAACCGGCCGAAGCACUGUGAGCAGGGACUGUCCUUUCGUGAAGAAGUGUGUCGCUGUGUUCCUUCCUAUUGGAAAAGACCACAUAUGAACUAAGAUGUACUAUUUGCUGGUUCGUCAACUUAUGUCACUUAUGGAAAA
This is a messenger RNA of Suncus etruscus (white-toothed pygmy shrew), 1182 nucleotides long. RefSeq names its product vascular endothelial growth factor C (gene VEGFC). Gene Ontology annotation, biological process: response to hypoxia; vascular endothelial growth factor receptor signaling pathway; positive regulation of mast cell chemotaxis. Lineage: Eukaryota; Metazoa; Chordata; Mammalia; Eulipotyphla; Soricidae. The coding region runs from base 1 to 1137 and encodes 378 amino acids. The record is from RefSeq and is a predicted model, not a curated record. Gene Ontology annotation, cellular component: membrane. Gene Ontology annotation, molecular function: growth factor activity; vascular endothelial growth factor receptor 3 binding; chemoattractant activity. The transcript has 7 exons.